CCGGAGCUCGCCCGGCGCCAUUUUGAAAGUGGAGCCGCUCGGCGGGGGGGGCCGGAGCGAGGCGCGGAGCGGGGGCAGCCCCGGGAGCCGAACCGGAGCCGAACCGGAGCCGGAGGAACCGGAGCCGGCCGCAGCCCCUCCGCCAUCCGCCGCCAUCCUUCCCCCGGCCCGGCCCCGGCCGCCCCGCCGCCAAGCGCCCGGCCCGCCCGCCUCGCCGCCCCAACAUGGCAGGAGCUGGAGGAGGAAAUGACAUUCAGUGGUGUUUUUCUCAGGUGAAAGGCGCUGUAGAUGAUGAUGUAGCAGAAGCGGAUAUAAUUUCUACAGUAGAAUUUAACCAUUCUGGAGAGUUGUUAGCAACAGGAGACAAAGGAGGUAGAGUCGUCAUCUUUCAACAGGAGCAGGAGAACAAAACCCAGUCUCACAGUAGGGGAGAAUACAAUGUUUACAGUACCUUUCAAAGCCAUGAACCAGAGUUUGACUACUUGAAAAGUUUAGAAAUUGAAGAGAAGAUCAACAAAAUUAGGUGGUUACCCCAGAAAAAUGCUGCUCAAUUUUUAUUGUCUACAAAUGAUAAAACAAUAAAGUUAUGGAAAAUCAGUGAAAGGGACAAAAGACCAGAAGGCUAUAACUUAAAGGAAGAAGAUGGACGGUAUAGGGAUCCUACUACAGUUACAACACUACGGGUGCCAGUAUUCAGGCCCAUGGACCUCAUGGUUGAAGCUAGUCCACGAAGAAUAUUUGCCAAUGCUCACACGUAUCACAUCAAUUCCAUCUCCAUUAAUAGUGACUAUGAAACAUACUUAUCUGCAGAUGACUUGCGUAUUAAUCUGUGGCACCUAGAAAUUACAGACAGAAGUUUUAAUAUUGUAGAUAUUAAGCCUGCCAACAUGGAAGAGCUGACAGAGGUGAUAACAGCUGCAGAGUUCCACCCAAACAGCUGUAAUACAUUUGUAUACAGCAGCAGUAAAGGAACGAUUCGUCUCUGUGAUAUGAGAGCAUCAGCACUCUGUGACAGACAUUCGAAAUUGUUUGAAGAACCAGAAGAUCCUAGCAACAGAUCAUUUUUCUCUGAAAUCAUCUCUUCCAUAUCUGAUGUCAAAUUUAGCCAUAGUGGUCGUUACAUGAUGACUAGAGAUUAUCUGUCAGUGAAGAUCUGGGAUUUAAAUAUGGAAAACAGACCUGUGGAAACAUACCAGGUGCAUGAAUACCUCAGAAGUAAACUUUGUUCACUGUAUGAAAACGAUUGCAUUUUUGACAAAUUUGAAUGCUGCUGGAAUGGAUCAGACAGCAUUGUCAUGACAGGAUCUUACAACAACUUCUUCAGAAUGUUUGACAGAAACACAAAGCGAGACAUCACCUUAGAGGCAUCACGGGAAAACAAUAAGCCCCGUACGGUUUUGAAGCCACGUAAAGUAUGCGCGAGUGGUAAGCGAAAGAAGGAUGAAAUUAGCGUUGACAGCCUAGACUUCAACAAGAAGAUUCUACACACAGCCUGGCAUCCCAAGGAAAACAUCAUUGCUGUAGCUACUACAAACAACUUGUAUAUAUUUCAAGACAAAAUGAAUUAGGGUUGGCAUUCCUAACUGAAGAGUCCACUUCCUGCAUAGUUGAAAUAGUUGAAUCUAGCAUUUGUACCUGUAAACAAAAGCGAAUGAGGUCCAUUAUGGCACCCCUUUCCAGUGUUUAAAAAUGUGCCAUAUGACAACACACUUUUAUAGCUACAUGGAGAAAACUCUGUCAAUCUGUCACCGAGUUCUCCAUGUCUGCUAGCCAUUUAGGUGAGGAUAGGGCACUUUUUAAUUUAAAUGACUACUUGCACCAUCUUGCCUAAUGGACUAGAUUGGACUGUAUCAACAUCGGUUUACUCCACUUUUUAUGCCUUCCAUUGUGAUGACGUCAAACACAGGGAAAGCCUUCAAUCAUGCUAUGGGAUUUAAUUGUGUAACCUCAUUACUGUAUCAUUUGUGGCCCCCUUUUUUAUUAAAUACAGCUCAUUCUUGCUGUGGCUUGUAGCAUUCCUCCUUCUGGCCUCCUGGACUCCCCCUUUCCCUUUCAUCCCCCUCCACCUAGCCCUGGUGGUGGUGUAUAGAGAAAAACAAAAAAACAAAAUAAA
Messenger RNA from Cygnus atratus (black swan), 2113 nucleotides. RefSeq names its product protein phosphatase 2 regulatory subunit Balpha (gene PPP2R2A). The transcript has 10 exons. The coding region runs from base 225 to 1568 and encodes 447 amino acids. Gene Ontology annotation, biological process: peptidyl-serine dephosphorylation. Gene Ontology annotation, molecular function: protein phosphatase regulator activity; protein binding. NCBI's taxonomy places the organism in Eukaryota, Metazoa, Chordata, Aves, Anseriformes, Anatidae. Gene Ontology annotation, cellular component: cytosol; protein phosphatase type 2A complex. The record is from RefSeq and is a predicted model, not a curated record.